Messenger RNA from Styela clava, 4303 nucleotides. RefSeq lists its product as uncharacterized. The record is from RefSeq and is a predicted model, not a curated record. NCBI's taxonomy places the organism in Eukaryota, Metazoa, Chordata, Ascidiacea, Stolidobranchia, Styelidae. Gene Ontology annotation, cellular component: plasma membrane. Gene Ontology annotation, molecular function: protein binding.
CAGCAUCGUGGUACAUCGGGUAUAUUACAUAGGUUUGUCGUUGGAGAAUGGCAUUCAUUGUAUGCUAUAUGCAAAUAUAUAUAUAACAUUUGAACCCAUUUUGACAACGAUGGGAUAGAUUAUAACUUAUAAGUGAAAGGAAGAAUAGGUCACAUGAUAAGCAUAUUCAGUCGGAAAAGUGCGAAAUACUUAAUAUGCGGUGUUUUACUUUGUUGCCUUAGUCAAACUUUAUAUAAGCAUAUGAGCACACGUUUUAUCAUCUAGAUAUUUGUACUCAUCGCCCAUUCAAUGAGUACAAUUUUAAUGUUUCUAGUGGGUUUCUAUUAGGACUUCACCUUCAAAGAACAUUGGAUAUUAUUAGAUCUAUUCGGAAAAUAACUAACAUGUAUUUAUGCAUUUAGUUAUAUUAUCAUAGAACAUGUCUUAUUUACGAAUGAAAUUAUUUAUUAUCUGUUUAUUUACUUUUCAACUUUUGCAUUUAUCAACAUCAUCUCCUCCAGUAGAAAAUAACCAGAAGUGGAGUGAGUCUCUUCCGGAUACGGAUGAAGGAAGCGCAGAAAAUCCGGAUUCGGAAUCUCCCACAGAUGACGAAGAUGGAUUUUAUUCAGAAGGAAAUGAAGAUCUGAGUUAUGUCUACGAUGAUUAUGAAGAUGCAGAGCCCAAACAACAAGACAAAGGUGGUGAUUAUGGAGAAUACUACGAUUCUACAAAGUUAGAUGGCAAAGAGUGGGAAGGAUUCGAUGGAUUUAUUUGUGGAGAUGGGACAAGAUUAUCAAACAAGAAAGUCUGCAAUGGACUGCGAGAUUGCUUCGAUUGUUCAGACGAAGAAAAUUGUACAAAUGUGAGGGAAAACAUCUUCUACUGUUACGAUAAAGAAGAAAGUUCAAGGCAGUUCACUGAUGAUGAUCCGAAGUGCAUCGACAUGAAAUACUUUUGUGACGGGUCAUCGGAUUGUCUAUCCGGAGUCGACGAGUUACAAUCCGGAUCCGGAUUCAAAUGUAUGGUCAAGAAUCGAUUUAGAACUUGCGUUCUUCCACAAAAUUUUGUUUGUGAUGAAGUUGCACACUGUGAAGAUCGAUCUGAUCUUUGUAAAAAUGCAUUUGCAACCCCGACAAUGAAAAGUAAAUUUCCAAUGCCGGGUAAUAUCAAUUCAACUGACAAUACAACUACAACCAUAGCGAGAUUUUCUGGCAUUUCGCGUGGACUAUUUCUAUGUUUGAACAGCAAAUUGAUGAUAUCUCAGAAACAGGUUUGCGACGGUGUACUCGAUUGCCCAGAUUUAUCAGAUGAAUGUCUGUGUGAAAUACAAAAGUCUGAAAGUGUUAGGAAAAUAUGUGGAGGAAUGUGUACAAAACAAAUAUGGAUGGAUCAACUGAUCAACGAAAAUUGCAAGUUUUGCGCCGAAGGAGACAUAUAUUAUGAAGGAUAUUUACCGGAAAAAUCUUGUUUCUCUCCUGUUGAAAUGAUUGAAAUCACGAAGAACAAAUCGAGCGACGUGGGUUCUCUGAUCUCUCCGGUCAAGGCACAAGGAUCUUCUGAUAUUAUCGAAUGUUUCGACCAAUCUCUCACGGGAAUGGUGAGGGCAAGGAAAUGCGAUGGCCGCCCAGAAUGUUUAUUCGGCGAAGAUGAAUGCGGAAUAGAUUGUGGAGGCGAGGGUAAUAAAGAAUGGUCAAUUGGAUCAGGCGAUAUGAACAAUGAUUCUUCUGAUCCUGAAUUUUGUCGUCUACUAUCCACUGAUGUUACGGGAUUUGCUUGCUUAUCAUUUUUGAAUCCGGAUCGUACAAGGAAGGGAAAUAAAAGUCAGAUAGAUGCGAUGUUCGAUGAGCGUAGAAUCUCAAUUUGCAACGGUGUGGUGGAAUGCGCUGAUGGUUCUGACGAAGCAUUCUGUCCCAAAAGAUUUAAAUGCCAAGUUGAUUUGAACGAAACUGACGCCAAAACGGAUACGUAUGAUGAAUCUCAAACAUGUGACGGCUUUUCACAUUGCUUUAACGGAGCUGAUGAGGAUCCGACAAAAUGUUAUAAAUCCGGGAGCUCUAAUGAAAACCCAAUGUUAUCCUGCGGGAUGAGCGAAAAUCGAGAAGUUAAAUAUGUUCAUAAAAAUUAUCUUUUGGAUGGGAAACUGAAUUGUCCCAACGCUGCAGACGAAUGCCCUCCAUUUUUAAGUAGAAUACCCGACAUGAUAAAUAAGUUUUAUGAAGGAAUUGAUGAGGAUUCGAGAGAAUAUCAACAUGGAAUUUCAAGUCACGAUAGAGCGAUUGACAACCUGCCAUUACAGGUAUUUCUGAUCGCUGCAGCUUUCAUAGGCGUCAGUGCCCUCGCUGUUUCCUUUGUGUUGGCGUUUUAUAAUCUGACUGUGGCGUGGAUGCGAUUCAGCGACUCUGGCGUCAAAGAUCGAGGCAUCUGGACAUACAAUUCCAUGAUAUGUUUAAGAGAAGUCGUCGUAAACUUGAAUAUGACAAUUGCCAAAGGUCUGAUUUGUGGAUACUUCGCUUAUAUCAAAAUUACCCGAGCUGAGGAUGCAAAUUACAGUACUGUGGAUCUUAAAUGGCGUUCCAGUACUUCUUGCAGCGUCGCAGGCGCAAUUGUUCUGAUUGGAACCCAAAUUCCGAUUUUGACUUUGGCUUUCUUCGGAUCAGCUUAUCUUCUAUUUUAUGCUUGCAAUUUCAAAACAGGACGAAGAAAAGGGUCGAGUCGUGUGGAAAAUGGACACUCGAAUGGCGUCAAUGAUAUCACGUUUAGUCGAGGAAGUGAUCUUACCACUAAUGGUCGCAUUUGUGUAAAACUCAUAACUGCUCUGAGUUGCAUUGUACUUAUAGUUUUAAUAUGGCUUCCGACACUUGUCCUCGCCGGACUUUUAACAUUCCCUUCAGCGUUAAAUGCGCGAACCCGGACCUACGCUUGGGUGCGAGCAGACGCAGCACCGUCCCUUUUCCGAGCAAACCUGUUAGGACGUGAAGAAGCCGAAAAAUUCGCCAGUUUUGUUGUCACCAUAAGAAACCGAAGCACAGAAGAUCUUCAACUGUCAUCCCGCUUUACAUUUUCUGAAUUUGCACAUAUCGUAGAUGCUUCUGCCCCUUCGCUUAGCAUACACAGUCGAGGUUCUUACGGAUUUUUCGGACAAAGUGGUGCCUGUUUGCCAAGUUUUUUAGUACAUGUAAAUGGUGGAGACGCACCCUUUGACAUGGCUGUUUCUAACUCUUGGUCGUGGGGUAUAUCGCUGGCUAUUGUUGUUAUCGAUUUGAUACUAAUUCUCGCCACGACAGCAAUGACCACAAGAUACGGCAAGGCCUCGUGUAAGUUUUCCUGUCUUUCUAAACACAAACACGUCGAUAAGAAGCCAUCUAGAAUACUAAAUGACACGUUUUCUACAUUUGUCGUAAUUGAAGUUUUAACCUGGCUUUUUAUCGUGUCUUUGUUUUUUCUGAAAGCUGUCGUUCCGAACAGCUUCUCCGAUUACACAUAUGCAAUAUGUUGCCUCGUUGCACUAGGACUAAACUGUGGACUGAUAUCCCCAUUUGUACUGCUUCGACGAAAAUUCCGACUAAAGACAAAUUUGGACUUCACCAACAGCAGCAAAGUUCGAUCACGGCCUGAUUCAGAUAGAAUCAUCGAAGUAAAACACGAUAAUAUCGACCAUUUUGAGCAGGAGCCAUUGACCAAUGGAAAAAUGGAAUUACCGGAUGAAUCACAAAAAGAGGAGUGCGAGAACCUUGUCAAGGAAAAUGGAGAAGAGGCCAAAUCGGUACUAGAGUGAACAAGCGUGAUAAGUUGAUCCCAGCAACAAUCACAAAAACUGUAAGAGCAGAAUGUCCAGAAAAACGAGAAGGCGUUACAGCGCGACUAUGGCUAGUACUUCAUGGGAUAUCUUACAAAUAUAAAUAACACUGUAUUGUCUCGAAUUGAUGCUUUUUGUUCAGCUUUGUAUGUAUACAUAUAUAUAUGUACGCUAUAUGCUUUUAGUUACACCUCUAGUGGAAAGUUUAUAUAUAGUGAGAAUUGCUUUGUCACAACUAUUUUCUAUAUAUAUAUAUAUAUAUAUACCACUUAUGAGUUUACUUUAGAAGAAAGAAGGUAUAUAUAUAUUUAUAUUAUAUAUAUGUGUUAUCGCAUCACAUGUUGUCAAAUGAAUCGGUCCCAAAAUUAAGCUUCUGACACAUGUAAAAAAGCCAUAAAGGACAAGCGACCGCUAUGAUUAUAAACCCCUCCAAAUAACGACUUUUGCAGCUUGAUAUAAUGUUGCAAGUUUUUUUUUUUCACUUUUGCACGAUCUUCAAUAACAUAAAAUCACGGAAAGGUUUUUCAU